Molecule: messenger RNA, 9138 nt
Organism: Megalops cyprinoides (Indo-Pacific tarpon)
Lineage: Eukaryota; Metazoa; Chordata; Actinopteri; Elopiformes; Megalopidae
Product: teneurin-3
Exons: 34
Coding region: 665-9118 (2817 amino acids)
Biological process (GO): signal transduction; heterophilic cell-cell adhesion; neuron development
Cellular component (GO): membrane; neuron projection
Molecular function (GO): protein heterodimerization activity; cell adhesion molecule binding; protein homodimerization activity
Source: RefSeq, a predicted model, not a curated record
UGCUGUAUCCAAGCCUCGCUUACAGAAACGAACACAUUCCCUGGCAUUUGUAGGAAAAGAUGUACGUGUGUGGAGGCACAACCUGCCUGUAGUUCGCGCAAGCUGUCGUUUCCAACGAAAACGUUCCUGCAAUCCGAUCUCCCCGUGAUUCUGGUCGCCGUUGGUUGGUAGGGUCCUUGGCAGUUACACAUGUGCGCUUGUCACAUUCUGAUUCUUCACCCCGGAGCCUAUGCUUUCAUUACCGUGUCCUUCUCUUUACAUUCCGUGCGUACUGUGUCUGCGUUCCAACAUCCCUCUGCACACAGACCCACCGCUCGUCGUUUGCAUCGACAUUCCAAAAAAGCGGAAGCUAAGGACAAUCAGCCUGACAUAACAGGAGAGCAAGUGCGGGACGUUUGCUUCGUUGCCUACUCUAUUAUCAGCAAACUACGGCGUGUUUCACAGAAGUUGGUACAUCUUGGUGAAGUUUUUUUCCACAGCUGAGGACAAUCGGAUGCUAAAUGACAUUGCAUCAGGAAGAAUAACAAGCUCUUGCAUUUGCGACUCGGUCCAAGCUUUCAUGACUGUCCCCAGCCUAUUGUGUUUCAUAUGUAGACCCUAAUCCGAACACUGGGUGGAGUCUCCAGUGAGCCCCGGACUGCUUUGGACACAGAAUGUCUGCAGCAUGGAUGUGAAAGAGCGCAGGCCCUACUGCUCGCUGACAAAGAACAGGCGAGACAAAGAGCGGCGCUACACCGGCCCCUCGGCCGACGGCGAGGAGUGCAGAGUGCCUACCCAGAAGUCCUACAGCUCCAGCGAGACGCUCAAAGCCUUCGACAAUGACUCCUCCAGACUCCUCUAUGGAGGCAGAGUGAAAGAAAUGGUCCACAGGGAGACGGACGAGUAUAAUAGGCAAGGGCAGAAUUUUACCCUGAGGCAGCUAGGGAUAUGCGAACCCUCCACGCGCCGGGGCCUGGCGUUCUGCGCCGAGAUGGGGCUCCCCCACCGCGGCUACUCCAUCGGCGCGGGCUCCGACGUUGACGCGGAGAACGAGGGAGUGAUGUCCCCGGAGCACGCCAUGCGCCUGUGGGGCAGGGGGGUCAAGUCUGGCCGAAGCUCGUGCCUGUCGAGCCGCUCCAACUCCGCCCUCACUCUGACCGACACGGAGCACGAGAACAGGUCUGACAGCGAGAGCGGUUCUUCCAUGCCAUCCUCUUUAUCCAGUCCAUCAGUCAUUGAGCAUUCACAUUCCCAGCCUCCAUCACCCAAUCUCCAUGACAACCAGAGGCAGUUGCUAAGUAAUGACACCACCCAGCCAGUUCAUGACUCUGACUCGGAUGAAGAGUACACUGCCAGCCUGUUUUUACCAGUAACACAUGCUGGUCAAGACCCUGCUUGUAAUGAACAACCUCCCAGCCAACAAGGCCAGUCCACGCUGCAGCCUGCCCCGCCUACUCACAAGCAGCAUCCGUCCGUCACCUCGCUGAACCGUAACUCUCUGACUAACCGAAGGAACCACAGCCCGGCCCCACCGGCCGCCUUGCCCGCCGAGCUGCAAACCACACCCGAAUCGGUCCAGCUGCAGGACAGCUGGGUCCUGGGCAGCAAUGUGCCUCUGGAGAGCAGAAAAAUAGCAAAGCAAGCAGUUCUCGAAAACGGGCAUGACAACCUAAUAGAGAUGGAUGUAUUCACUCCAGCGUGCCACGAUGGCGGUUAUGGGGAUGGGCACUUCCUCUUUAAGACCGGAACUGGCACGACCCCUCUCUUCAGCACAGCAACCCCAGGCUACACCAUGGCGACAGGAGCGGUUUAUUCCCCGCCCACUAGGCCACUGCCCAGGAACACACUCUCCAGAAGUGCUUUUAAAUUCAAGAAGUCCUCAAAGUACUGCUCCUGGAGGUGCACUGCGCUCAGUGCUGUGGGUGUCUCCGUCCUGCUGUCCAUCCUGCUAUGUUACUGUAUAGCCAUGCACCUCUUUGGCCUCAACUGGCAGCUCCAAGAGACAGAAAACUACACCUUUGAAAACGGGCAGGUUAAGUCAGAUGCCACUCCCACAAAUGCAGUGACAGUUCUCUCAGUGGACAACGGGAAGCUGGGUGUGUUCCUGCAGGAAAACAACACCAUUGACACGGGGGAGGUUGAUGUGGGGCGCAGGGUGGGGCAGGAGGUGCCCCCAGGGGUGUUCUGGCGCUCACAACUCUUUAUCGACCAGCCUCAGUUCCUCAAGUUUAACAUCUCGGUGCAGAAGGACGCCCUCAUCGGGGUGUACGGGAGGAAAGGCCUGCCGCCAUCGCACACACAGUAUGAUUUUGUGGAGCUGCUGGACGGGAGCCGACUCAUUGCCAAAGAGAAGCGCAGUUUGAUUGAAUCAGAGGGUGGCGGCAGGAGGGCCCGUUCCAUAAAUGUUCAUGAGGCUGGUUUCAUCCAGUACCUGGAUUCUGGCGUCUGGCACCUGGCCUUCUACAAUGACGGGAGGAAUACAGAGCAGGUGUCGUACAACACCAUUUUCAUUGAAUCCAUCAUGGAGUGCCCGCACAACUGUCAUGGAAACGGAGAAUGUCUCUCUGGAACAUGCCAUUGUUUCCCAGGGUUCCUUGGGCCGGACUGCUCAAGAGCCGCCUGCCCCGUGCUGUGCAGCGGGAAUGGUCAGUACUCCAGGGGGCGCUGUCUUUGCUUCAGCGGGUGGAAGGGCACCGAGUGCGACGUGCCCAACAGCCAGUGCAUCGACAUCCACUGCGGCGGUCACGGCAUCUGCAUCGUGGGCUCCUGCGUCUGCAACACCGGCUACAAGGGGGACCACUGCGAGGAAGUGGACUGCCUGGACCCAUCCUGCUCUGCGCAUGGGGUGUGUAUCCAUGGAGAGUGUCACUGUAAUCCUGGCUGGGGUGGAGCUAACUGUGAGAUCCUCAAGACCAUGUGCCCUGAUCAGUGUUCGGGCCAUGGUGCCUACCAGACAGAGAGUGGAACCUGCAACUGUGAUGCCAACUGGACUGGUCCAGACUGUUCUGUCGAGGUGUGCGCAGUGGACUGCGGCAGCCACGGCGUCUGCGUCGGCGGCGCGUGCCGCUGUGAGGAGGGCUGGACCGGCGCCGUCUGCGACCAGAAGGCCUGCCACCCGCGCUGCUCGGAGCACGGCACGUGCAAGGACGGCAAGUGCGAGUGCCACCAGGGCUGGAACGGCGAGCACUGCAGCAUCGCUCACUAUCUGGAUAAGAUAGUAAAAGCAGACAAGAUAGGAUAUAAAGAGGGGUGCCCUGGGUUAUGCAACAGCAACGGGAGGUGUACUCUGGACCAGAACGGCUGGCACUGCGUCUGUCAGUCUGGAUGGAGAGGGGCGGGGUGCGACGUCGCCAUGGAGACCCUCUGUACAGACGGCAAGGACAACGAGGGAGAUGGAUUAGUGGACUGUAUGGACCCUGACUGCUGUUUGCAAAGUUCGUGUCAGAACCAGCCCUACUGCCGUGGAGCACCUGACCCCGGUGACAUCAUCGGACAGAGCCAGCAGCCACCUGCUCCCGCCAGGUCCUUUUAUGACCGAAUCAGCUUUUUGGCAGGGCCGGACAGUAGCCAUGUCAUACCUGGAGAAAAUCCAUUCAACAGGAGCCUAGUGUCCAUCAUCAGGGGUCAGGUGUUGACAGCGGACGGGACGCCCCUCAUCGGAGUCAACGUCUCCUUCGUGCACUACCCGGAUCAUGGAUUUACCAUCACCCGACAGGACGGCAUGUUUGACCUGCUGGCUAACGGUGGAGCCUCGUUGACCCUGAGCUUUGAGCGUUCCCCCUUCCUAACUCAGUACCGCACAGUCUGGAUCCCCUGGAACGUGUUCUACGUGAUGGACACUCUGGUGAUGAAGAAGGAGGAGAAUGACAUUCCCAGCUGCGAUCUGAGCGGUUUCGUCCGGCCCAGCCCCCUGAUCGUGUCCUCCCCGCUGUCCACCUUCUACAGGUCCUCCCCCGAGGACAUCCCCAUCAUACCUGAGACACAGGUCCUUCAAGAGGAGACGGCCAUCCCGGGAAGUGACCUCAACCUCUUCUACCUGAGCUCGCGGGCGGCCGGCUACAAACCUAUCCUUAAAGUGACCAUGACCCAGGCCAACAUCCCCUUCAACCUCAUGAAGGUUCACCUUAUGGUGGCCGUGGUGGGACGUCUGUUUCAGAAGUGGUUCCCCGCCUCACCCAACUUGUCCUACACCUUUAUAUGGGACAAGACUGACGCCUACAAUCAGCGUGUCUAUGGUCUAUCAGAGGCCAUGGUAUCUGUGGGUUUUGAAUAUGAAUCUUGCCUGGAUUUGAUUCUCUGGGAGAAAAGAACUGCCAUUUUACAGGGAUAUGAACUGGAUGCAUCUAACAUGGGCGGUUGGACUUUGGACAAGCAUCAUGUGUUGGAUGUGCAGAAUGGCAUCUUGUAUAAAGGAAACGGGGAGAACCAGUUUAUUUCCCAGCAGCCCCCAGUCGUCAGCACCAUCAUGGGGAACGGCCGUCGCCGUAGCAUCUCCUGCCCCAGCUGCAACGGCCAGGCAGAUGGUAACAAGCUGCUGGCCCCAGUGGCCCUGGCCUGUGGCAUAGACGGCAGCCUGUUUGUGGGUGACUUCAAUUACAUCAGGCGGAUUUUCCCCUCGGGGAAUGUCAGCAGCGUGAUGGAGCUGAGAAAUAAAGAUUUCAGACAUAGUAACAACCCCGCUCAUAGAUACUACCUGGCCACUGAUCCUGUCACGGGACAGCUUUACGUUUCGGACACCAACUCCCGCCGGAUAUACCGGCCGAAGGUGCUGACCGGGACGAAAGACCUGAUUCAGAAUGCCGAGGUGGUGGCAGGCACCGGCGAGCACUGUCUGCCCUUUGACGAGGCCCGGUGUGGGGAUGGCGGAAAGGCCACUGAGGCCUUACUGAUGGGCCCCAAAGGUAUCGCAGUGGACAAGAAUGGAUUUAUUUACUUCGUUGACGGGACUAUGAUCCGGAAGGUGGAUAGAAACGGCAUCAUCUCCACCGUCUUGGGAUCCAACGACCUCACUUCUGCCCGACCUCUGACCUGUGACACUAGCAUGCACAUCCGUCAGGUCCGCCUCGAGUGGCCCACCGAUCUUGCCAUCAACCCGAUGGACAAUUCGAUUUACGUGCUGGACAACAACGUGGUCCUGCAGAUCACAGAGAACAGGCAGGUGCGCAUCGCGGCCGGACGGCCCAUGCACUGCCAGGUGCCCGGGAUCGAGUACGCCAUGGGCAAGAGGGCGGUGCAGACCACGCUGGAGUCGGCCAGCGCCAUCGCUGUGUCCUACAGCGGCAUACUGUACAUCGCCGAGACGGACGAGAAGAAGAUCAACCGGAUCAGGCAGGUGUCCACGGACGGCGAGAUCUCUCACCUGGCUGGGACCCUUUCAGAGUGCGACUGCAAGAACGACGCCAACUGUGACUGCUACCAGACCGGCGACGGCUACGCCAAAGACGCCAAGCUCAACGCCCCGUCCUCCCUGGUGGUGUCGCCCGACGGCACCCUGUACAUCGCCGACCUGGGCAACAUCAGAAUACGGGCGGUCUACAGGAACAAACCGCAGCUUAACUCCAUGAACUUCUACGAGGUGGCCUCACCUGCUGACCAGGAGCUGUAUGUCUUUGACACCAACGGCACGCACCAGUACACCAUGAGCUUGGUCACGGGCGACUACAAGUACAACUUCAGCUACAGCAACGAGAACGACAUCACAGCAGUGACGGACAGCAGCGGGAACACACUGCGCAUCCGGAGGGACCCCAAUCGCAUGCCUGUCCGGAUCGUCUCCCCGGAUAACCAGGUGAUCUGGUUGACCAUCGGGACCAAUGGCGGGCUGAAGACUCUCACCGCCCAGGGCCAAGAGCUGGUUCUGUUUACAUACCAUGGCAGCAGUGGUCUCCUGGCAACCAAGAGCAUUGAGAUUGGAUGGACCACAUUCUUUGACUAUGACAGCGAGGGCCGGCUAACGAAUGUAACUUUCCCGACCGGAGUGGUGACCAACCUGCACGGAGACAUGGAGGGGGCUAUUACAGUGGACAUCGAGACCUCUGGGAGGGAAGAGGAUGUCAGCAUCACCACUAACCUCUCAUCCAUUGAUUCCUUCUACACUCUGGUUCAAGAUCAGCUAAGAAAUGGUUACCAGGUGGGCUAUGACAAUUCACUGAGGAUUAUCUAUGCCAACGGAAUGGAUACACACUACCAAACAGAGCCCCACAUCCUAGCUGGUCCUGCCAACCCCACCGUGGCCCGUCGCAACAUGACGCUGCCAGGAGAAAAUGGACAGAACCUGGUGGAGUGGCGCUUCCGCAAGGAACAGACAAGGGGCAAAGUCAUUGUGUUUGGAAGGAAGCUGAGGGUGAAUGGAAGAAACCUGCUGUCUGUCGAUUAUGAUCGAACGCUACGGACGGAGAAGAUCUACGACGACCACCGCAAAUUCCUCCUCAAGAUCAUUUACGACACCUCGGGUCACCCAACUCUGUGGGUGCCCAGCAGCAAGCUGAUGUCUGUCAACCUGACGUACUCCUCCACCGGCCAGAUCACCAGCAUCCAGAGAGGCCCCACCACCGAGAGGGUGGAGUACGACAGCCAGGGCCGGCUCAUCUCCCGAGUGUUUGCAGAUGGCAAGACCUGGAGCUACACCUACCUGGAGAAGUCCAUGGUGCUGCUGCUGCACAGCCAACGCCAGUACAUCUUCGAUUACGACUUGCUGGAUCACCUGUCCGCCAUAACGAUGCCGAGCGUGGCCCGCCACACAAUGCAGACCAUCCGCUCCAUCGGCUACUACCGCAACAUCUACAACCCCCCGGAGAGCAACGCGUCCGUCAUCGUGGACUACAGUGAGGACGGGCAGCUGCUGAAGGUGGCGCACCUGGGCACGGGCCGGCGCGUCCUCUACAAGUACCGGCGGCAGACAAAGCUGUCAGAGAUCCUGUACGACAGCACCCGCGUGAGCUUCACGUACGAUGAGACCGCGGGGGUCCUGAAAACCGUCAACCUGCAGAGCGAGGGCUUUAUCUGCACCAUUAGGUACAGGCAAAUCGGGCCCCUAAUCGACCGGCAGAUUUUCCGCUUCAGCGAGGAUGGGAUGGUGAACGCCCGCUUCGACUACACCUACGACAACAGCUUCCGCGUGACGAGCAUGCAGGGCGUGAUUAACGAAACACCCCUGCCCAUCGAUCUCUAUCAGUUCGAUGACAUCUCCGGGAAGGUUGAGCAGUUCGGCAAAUUCGGCGUCAUCUACUACGACAUCAACCAGAUCAUCUCCACCGCGGUCAUGACUUACACAAAGCACUUCGACGCGCAUGGGCGGAUUAAGGAGAUUCAGUACGAGAUAUUCCGCUCGCUGAUGUAUUGGAUAACCAUACAGUAUGACAACAUGGGCCGAGUCACAAAGAGGGAGAUCAAAAUUGGGCCAUUCGCCAACACAACAAAGUAUGGCUACGAAUAUGACGUGGAUGGCCAGCUGCAGACCGUCUACCUGAACGAGAAGAUCAUGUGGCGCUACAAUUACGACCUGAAUGGAAACCUCCACCUGCUUAACCCGAGUAACAGUGCCCGUCUCACUCCGCUCCGGUACGACCUGAGGGACAGGAUCACACGCCUGGGAGAUGUCCAAUAUCGCCUGGACGAGGACGGUUUCCUGCGGCAGAGAGGCGCCGAGAUCUUCGAGUACAACUCCAAGGGCCUCCUCGUGCGAGUCUACAGCAAAGGCAAUGGCUGGACCAUCCAGUAUCGCUACGACGGCCUUGGAAGGAGGGUCUCCACCAGGACAAGCCUGGGACAGCACCUCCAGUUCUUCUAUGCAGAUCUGAACUACCCCACCAGAAUCACCCAUGUGUACAACCACUCAAGCUCCGAGAUCACCUCCCUCUACUACGACCUUCAGGGCCACCUCUUCGCCAUGGAGAUCAGCAGCGGAGAGGAGUUCUACAUCGCCUGUGACAACACGGGCACCCCUCUGGCAGUGUUCAGCAGCAACGGGCUCAUGAUCAAGCAGGUCCAGUACACAGCCUACGGGGAGAUCUACUUCGACUCCAACCCGGACUUUCAGCUGGUGAUCGGCUUCCACGGAGGUCUGUACGACCCCCUGACCAAACUGCUACAUUUCGGUGAGCGGGACUAUGACAUCCUGGCCGGGCGAUGGACCAUACCUGACAUCACCACAUGGAAAAGGGUGGGGAAGGACCCUGCUCCAUUUAACCUGUACAUGUUCAGAAACAACAAUCCCGUCAGCAAAGUACAUGAAGUUAAAGAAUAUGUCACAGAUGUCAACAGCUGGCUGGUGACAUUUGGGUUCCAUCUCCACAAUGCCAUUCCUGGCUUCCCAAUCCCCAAAUUUGACCUGACUGAACCGUCGUUUGAACUGAAGAAGAGUCAGCUUUGGGAUGAUCUGCCGUCCAUCUCUGGGGUCCAGCAAGAGGUAGUAAGACAAGCGAAGGCCUUCCUGUCCUUUGAGAGGCUGCCAGAGAUCCAGCUGAACAGACGACGAGCCAGCAGAGAGAAGUCGUGGCUCUGGUUUGCCACAAUCAAGUCCCUCAUUGGGAAAGGAGUCAUGCUGGCUGUCAGUCAGGGACGAGUGGUCACGAACGCACUCAACAUCGCCAACGAGGACUGCAUCAAAGUCGCAGCCGUUCUGAACAACGCCUUCUACCUUGAGAACCUGCACUUCACCAUCGAGGGGAGGGACACGCACUACUUCAUCAAGACCACCCUGCCGGAGAGCGACCUGAGCACACUCAGGCUCACCAGCGGGCGCAAGUCCCUGGAGAACGGCAUCAACGUGACCGUCUCCCAGUCCACCACGGUGGUGAAUGGCAGGACUCGCAGGUUCGCUGACGUGGAGAUGCAGUACGGCGCCCUGGUGCUGCACGUGCGCUACGGCAUGACCCUGGACGAGGAGAAGGCCCGCAUCCUGGAGCAGGCCCGACAGAGGGCGCUGUCGAGCGCGUGGGCACGGGAGCAGCAGCGUGUGCGUGACGGAGAGGAAGGAGCCCGGCUCUGGACAGAGGGGGAGAAGAGGCAGCUACUGAGUAGUGGGAAGGUACUAGGAUAUGAUGGGUACUAUGUACUCUCCAUAGAGCAAUACCCGGAGUUAGCCGACAGUGCUAACAACAUACAAUUCUUACGGCAAAGCGAAAUAGGGAAGAGGUAACAAACUGUUCUUCACUGGCU